Molecule: messenger RNA, 4419 nt
Organism: Neurospora tetraspora
Lineage: Eukaryota; Fungi; Ascomycota; Sordariomycetes; Sordariales; Sordariaceae
Exons: 2
Coding region: 1-4419 (1472 amino acids)
Biological process (GO): regulation of ARF protein signal transduction
Molecular function (GO): guanyl-nucleotide exchange factor activity
Source: RefSeq, a predicted model, not a curated record
AUGCCCUUCCUGCGACGCCGCGGUAACGCGGGCAGCGAGUCUGACAUGCGGCGACACACCAUCUUUGACAGUCUUCCCGUACCGCCUGCCAAAGGAACCCAUCCGCGACCCGGCUCCGCCACCGACCUUCCUGUUCUCGUAACGACGCCGGAGGAGGGAGAGGUCCCCCUGUCGAGCCUUCCCGUCUCGCCCGUGACCCCGGUGACCCCAGUGAUGCCCACUGUUGAUCUGGAACUGACAGUGUCAAGUAAUGCUCCCCAGCCUACGGGCGACCCUGUCGACCACUCCCUUUCCCCCUCCGUACCCCCCGCAGAGACCCCGAAAUCCAAGCGCUUUUCCAUGUUGAGGUUUCGUAAUGCGUCCGACUCUCAGCUAGCGGCAAAGGCAAAGCUCCAAGCUGCCUCAGAGAAGCCGCCCCCUCUUCCGCGUCCUCCCGAGAUCAUCACCACCGCGCCCACCCUCGAACCCAACGUAGUACCCAAACGACGACCCUCGAGGAUGGGAUUCUCCAGCCGGUUUGGUCGCAAAUCCGGUGAACACCUCAGAAUGGAACAGGUGGAUGAAACGAGCCAAGAUAAUACCUAUCAGCGUCGAAAGAAUGUGCGAACAGCUGGUGCGGACCAGGGAGGGAAGCAAAUCACUUUCGACGACAAGAGGCGACCAGUGUCCUCGCAUCACGCGCCUCCCGCAUACGGCGAUGAAAGUACGACGACGUUGGCGCUUCCCAUCAAUCGAUUAUCCGAAUCAUCGAGGUCAGAUGCGAGCUCAGGCGAUAGGGUAUAUGGAACCACGACGACGACCACCCAUACAGUUCACACCACGACCACCUUCUUUAGGCUCCCGCGCAGGAAACAGAAGCAGCCCGAAUCUUUGUUCCCUAUUGCACACCUCCAAAAGAAGAACCUGGCUGAGGACUCUGAUAUGUCGACCUCCUCUCAGGUUCCUGAAGCUUCAAACGCGCUGGCGAGGUCACGCUCUAGCACCCAUUUGACACCAACCCCAACUAGACCGGCAACUCAGCAUGGUGCUACAACGCCCCCGACAGGUUCUGCUACUCUGUUUUCCAAAUCGGCGACUGCUCUGUUCAGACCAAGUUCACGGAGUUCUGGCCGCGCGUCACCUACACGGACACAGCUGCAUAGGCGAGGUAGGUCCUCGACUCUGAGCUCCCUAGGCAAUAACUCGCCAAGAGAAUCCGCGGAGGAUCACCUAGCUCCUCCGGCAACCGCCAGGGCGUCCAUGUCAACGGGCAGGAAGAGCUUCGGGGAUCUCCUUGGUCUCAGUCGGUUACGUCAGAACUCUAGCUCAACGCUGACCCAACAAGGAGCCAUGACCCCCAUAACGCCAGCGUCGGGCAAUUCAAAGAACAACUCGUUACAACUUCCAAGGGACUCGAUUAUUCUACCAGAACGUCGUGAGGAUGAUACACCGGGCAAAUAUCUCGAGCGAUUAUUGGAGGUUGUCAGUCGGGGCGUCAUUGCUGCAAUUGUCUCCAAGGGUACGGACCAGUUCUCGCAGGCCGUUCUCCGAAGCUACAUGCGCAGCUUCAAGUUCUUCGAAGACCCGAUGGACAUGGCUAUUCGCAAGUUUCUCAUGGAGGCGGAACUGCCCAAGGAGACUCAGCAAAUCGACCGUACCCUACAAGCGUUUGCCAACCGCUAUCAUGAGUGCAAUCCUGGUAUCUACGCGACCGCGGACCAAGCAUACUUUAUUGCUUUCUCAUUGCUGAUUCUGCAUACCGAUGUGUUCAACAAGAACAACAAGCACAAGAUGCAGAAGGCGGACUACCUCAAGAACACGCGCGACGAAGGCGUGUUUGAUGAGAUUCUGGAGGUGUUCUACGACAAUAUUUCAUACACGCCGUUCAUCCAUGUCGAGGAUGAUCUUGAUAUUAAUGGCGAGCGAAUCAUUGCCCACAAGGCGAAAAAGAAGUCGAUAUUCCCCCAUGCCGCUCCCGAUCCAGCAAAACGGGUUGCCAAGGAACCGGUAGAUCCUUACACUCUGAUCAUCGACAAUAAGCUGGACAUCCUGAGGCCCACGCUGAGGGAUGUGAUGCAUCUAGAGGACCCAUACAAUUACCUGGGGACGGCCAGGACGCUCAACAUGAAGGAACUCCACAAAACCUUUUUCAAGACUGGCGUACUGCAGAUAGUGUCAGCACGAUCACGGCCAGACGCAUUCAUGUCUGAUCAGACAGCUAACAACCCGCAAGACGCACAUCCAGGCAUCGUUGACAUCAAGAUCACCAAGGUUGGUAUACUCUGGCGAAAGGAUACCAAGAAGAAGAAGACGAGAUCCCCGUGGCAGGAGUGGGGUGCCAUUCUUACUGGAGCCCAGCUAUACUUCUUCCGCAACACUACUUGGAUCAAGCAUCUUAUGCACCAGUUCGAGGACCACGUCAAAAAGGGUCAUGACGGUGAUCCAUGCAUUUUCAAACCACCUCUGGAAGAGUUCAAGCCCGAUGCUUUGAUGUCGACAGAUGGUGCUGUGGCACUCAUGGACUCCAGCUAUAAAAAGCACAAGCACGCCUUUGUCUAUGUCAGGCACGGUGGGUUCGAGGAGGUUCUCCUUGCCGAGGAUGACGAAGAGAUGAAUGACUGGCUGGCUAAGCUCAACUACGCUGCUGCCUUCAGAACAUCCGGAGUGCGGAUGCGGGGUGUGGUGGGAGCUAAUCUCGACGGGCAAGGGCGCAGAGCCAUGAGGAGGCUCGAUACGGGCUCACAGCGUAUACAAACACCAACAGGAGAAGUUUCGGUAUCACGAAGCAAAAUUGAUCACAAGAUGGCGCAAGACAUCCUGGCCGCUCGGAGGGCGAUAAUGCUACAGAAAAUUGCCGAUGCCAACGAGAAGCUCUUGCAGACAGAGAAGACGCUGGAAAUGCAGCUUCGGAACUCGAGGCACCUCCAAAUUCUGGCACCGAUUCAACCAAAGACGCGUGAGCAGAUGUUGCUAUCCGCAGCGCGGAUGGCAGCGCAGCUGAAGUGGACCCGGAUGGAGAUUUGGAAGCUCAAGUGUCACCGAGACAUUCUCUUGAUGGAUCUCGAAGAAGAACGCGAGAUGUUGGGCAUGCAAGCUGAGACUGCUAUUGGCGCUUUGACACCCAAACCCAGCCAGGAGCCUCUUACCAGAGAGGACACGAGAACCAGUCGUACCUCGGGGUACCCGCAGAGCCCUCAGUCUCCUGUCCAGUCCUUGAUGGCCAAAGUACCUACUGUUGUCAGGAAGCCAGACGAAGACUCUCCGCAAACUGACGUCUUCCAAACACCGCCAACCAGCGCCACUGGCCCAACGUUCCAGCAAAAGGAGGUAGAGAAUACUGACCCCCGCAAGAAAUCGGUGUCUAGUGCUGUAUCUUCUAGCCGCUCCUUGGCAGCAGCCCCAUCGAGAGGCUUGACGAGCUCGGGCUCCAAUUCGGAAAAUAAAUUCGAUCAGGACGAUAUCGAUGCGGAAGAGCGUGACCUCCUGGCGCAAGCUGGUCUGCUCGAGUCUGCUCGUCGUGGUUCGGAGCAGAGGCCCCCGAGUUUGGCCACAGAUACGGACGGUAAUGCUCAGUCUGAGAAGGAGAAGCACAGAACCCGCCGCAGCUUCCAACGCACUCUUCGCGAGGGCGCUGGCCAUAUCUCCCAUCACCGCAGCCGGAGGGGUAGGGAUUCUGCCAGCGCUAGCGUUGUGUCAGAUGAGGCCGGCCAGGAGGGUCCUGAUGUUCUCGUUCGCAGCACUGGCUCCUUUGUGGUACAUGGCAAGAAAGCUUCGGUCAUCAACUUUGGCACGGAGCUCCAGUUGCAAAACAUGUCCCCGGAGGAGCGCAUCCGUCACUGGAAGCAGCGCGACGACGCGUCCAUUGCUGAGAGCACUGAGCGUUUCGGCUCGGAGAACGGUGGCAGCCGUGACCAGGCCGUCGCGGAAGGGUCUGACUUCCGGUCCAUCCUGACCGCCAGGUCAGCCUCUCACGCGCGCCGUGAGCACCGCGGCUCCGCCGCCAGCGCCAGCACGGCAACCGCUAAGAGCUUCAGAGAUCUGCACAGCCGGAGAAAGUACUCUGCUUCUCAGCAUGCGACGACAAGGGGCGUUCCUUCUUCGUCUGCGAAUCUGACCAUUCCUUCGGACGAAGAGAGCGACGCUGCCGUCAGUUUCUCGGACGGCCGACGGACGCCUCUUCCCCCGAUCGAGGGCGAGUCGGAGCCAAGCGAGGAGAACGGCGGGCCCCUGGGGCGACGUGAGAUUCUGAACGCGACGCCGCCGCCCAGCAGCCGCGGUGAGAACCGCGACACGGUCUUUUUCACCCCACAGUCUGCUCCUGCGGCUACAAGAGACGUUUCUCCGUCGCGGAGGGAAAGUGAGGAGGGUAAGGAGGUCAGCAGCAGCAGCGAUGAGGACCGUCGUCCUGCGUCAUCAUCUGCGGCGGCGGACGUGCUGUAG